Messenger RNA from Arachis stenosperma, 3195 nucleotides. Its product is annotated as inactive leucine-rich repeat receptor-like serine/threonine-protein kinase At1g60630. Lineage: Eukaryota; Viridiplantae; Streptophyta; Magnoliopsida; Fabales; Fabaceae. Gene Ontology annotation, biological process: protein phosphorylation. Bases 985 to 3009 code for a protein of 674 amino acids. The transcript has 3 exons. Gene Ontology annotation, molecular function: ATP binding; protein kinase activity; protein binding. The record is from RefSeq and is a predicted model, not a curated record.
UUUGUUGAGAGAAAGAAAGGGAAGCAUGUUCUUUUCUGUCCUUUCUUUCUCUCUCUGAUCAGACACUCUAAUAAUACAUUCAUAGAAGCAUCAUUUCAUAAACCCUCCUUUUCCUUUCUCUCUCUCAAAUUAUUACCACAAACACCAUCCUCACACUUCUCAAAUCAAAUUAUAGUAGCUGGAAAACCUGCACUUGCACCAUGUGUGUUUCAGUUUUACUGCCACAAACUACUGUUGCUUUUUGUUUUUUGACCCAACUCCAAAACAAGUUAAAAAGUUAAAAAGCUGAAGCCUUUUAGAGCCUACAUCAUUCAUUCAUUCCAUUCAGUGGUAGCUAGUUAGUGUUUUGCAAUGAUUCUAAUGAAGGAGAGUUUUAUUAUUGGAUCCUCCCAUAACUUCAGCAAAGUUAUCAAAUUGUCAAAAUCCAUGAGAAUGAGCAACCCAAGAAACGCAGAUUGAGAAGAAUAUAGAAAUCAUAGAAAGUAGAAAAGAAGAGAAAAAUGGUUAAUUUGUGAGAUGAUUUUCACGUGAGAGUUCUGCCAUAGUGUUCCAUGUCCGUGAACAAUAGUUUCCAGAAACCAAGAAGGCAACACUUCAACCACAUUAAGUGUCUCCAUUUUUAUGGAUCCUCAGAGAAAGAAGAGCUCUUUUACUUUCACUUUCACUUUCACCUCCACUUCCACAUUCACAGUGUUGUUCUUCUUUGAAGCUGAAGAUCUCAACUUUAGUGUAGUCAAUAGCUUGGGUUGAAGUGUUGAACUCACAUUUUGAAGCAACAAUGGUAGAUCUGACUGAAAGUCACACCAAACAGGAAACAAAGAAAAAUCAAAGAUCUCUUAUUUGGUCAGUGAACACUGUGCAUUAUUUAAGAAUUUGUCGAUAUUUAUUAUGAGGACCCAAAUCUGGUGAAAAAGAUCCAAACUUUGUGCUGUCCCAUUUUUCAUCCUCCAUUUCCCUUUUCAAAAGACACAAAAAGAGAAAGAUAUGGGAAGAAAAAGAACAAGAUCCUCUGUUUUCUACUCUGUUUUCUUUGUCUCUGUUCUCUGUUUUCUCUCUCAACUUGCAACCUCAGAGGACGAUUCCCAAGCGCUUUUGGCACUGAAAUCUUCCAUAGACGCACACAACAAGCUUCCAUGGCGACCUGGAAGCGAUGUCUGCACAUGGCAAGGUGUCAAAGACUGCUUCAAUGGAAGGGUAAGAAAGCUUGUUAUAGAAUACUCCAACCUCACCGGAACCUUAGAAUCGAAGAUCCUGAAUCGUUUGGAUCAGCUUCGAGUUCUAAGCUUCAAAGGGAACUCACUCUCUGGUCAAAUUCCACAACUUUCAAGCUUAGUCAACCUCAAAUCAAUUUUCCUCAACGACAACAACUUCUCCGGAGAGUUUCCGGCCUCUGUUUCCGACCUCCAUCGUGUAAAAGUCAUAGUUUUGUCAGGGAACAGAAUCUCCGGCGACAUUCCGGCGUCGUUGCUGAAUCUCCGGCGACUUUACAUGCUCUACUUGGAGGACAACUUGUUCACCGGGAAAAUCCCCGGGUUCAACCAAUCAAGUCUCAGGUACUUAAACGUUUCGAAUAACAAACUCUCCGGCGAGAUCCCGGCGACUCCGGCAUUGGUACGGUUCAAUGCUUCUUCGUUUUCCGGCAACACUAAUCUCUGCGGCGAUCAAGUCCACGUGCCAUGCAAAAGUAACAUCCUUUUGCCUCCUUCUAUGAGCCCAAGUUCCUCCAUGGUUCCAACAACAGCAAAGAAAAAAACAUCAUCGAACCGCACGAAACUAAUCAAGAUUAUUGGAGGAACCGUUGGUGGUGUUGUUUUGUUGCUCAUUAUUUUGGUUCUUGUCUUCUUCACCAUUUGUAGAAACCGUAGGAAGAGGGUAGGUGCUGGAGCUAGAAGGAAAGGAAAUGGGGUUGGAAGUGUGGAGGAAGUUGAAGAUGUUGGCGGCGGCGGAGGCGGCGGGGGCGGUGGCAGCAGUGGUAACAACGAAGGGAAACAAAGUGGUUUUGCAUGGGAAGGUGAGGGUCUAGGGAAGUUGGUGUUCUUAGGAGCAGGGGAUAAUAGGGAAAUGAGUUACACAUUAGAGGAUUUGCUUAAGGCUUCAGCUGAGACACUUGGGAGGGGCAUUAUGGGAAGUACAUAUAAGGCAGUUAUGGAAUCAGGGUUUAUUGUGACUGUUAAGAGGUUGAAGGAUGCUAGGUACCCUAAUUUGGAUGAGUUUAAGGCACAUAUUGAAGUUCUUGGUAGGCUUAGGCACCCUAAUUUGGUCCCACUUAGGGCUUAUUUUCAGGCUAAGGAGGAAAGGCUUCUUGUUUAUGAUUAUUUCCCUAAUGGCAGCCUCUUCUCUCUCAUUCAUGGAUCAAAAACAUCCGGUGGAGGAAAGCCUCUUCAUUGGACAUCCUGCCUCAAAAUCGCCGAAGAUCUUGCGACCGGCCUACUCUACAUCCACCAAAACCCCGGCUUAACUCAUGGAAACCUUAAAUCUUCUAAUGUCUUGUUGGGUUCGGACUUCGAAUCCUGUCUUACUGACUAUGGACUCACCAUGUUCCUUAACCCUGACUCAAUGGAUGAACCAAGUGCCACCUCUUUAUUCUACAGAGCACCCGAAUGCAGAAGCUUCCAGAGGUCUCACACGCAACCGGCCGAUGUAUACAGCUUCGGAGUCCUUCUCCUGGAACUCUUAACAGGAAAAACACCCUUCCAAGACCUUGUCCAAGAACACGGCUCGGAUAUACCAAGAUGGGUUAAAUCGGUUCGUGAGGAAGAGACAGAGUCCGGGGAUGAUCCUUCCUCGGGAAAUGAAGCAUCCGAAGAGAAGCUUCAAGCUCUCUUGAACAUUGCAAUGGCAUGUGUUUCGCUUGUGCCGGAGAACCGGCCGUCGAUGAGGGAAGUUCUGAAGAUGAUAAGAGACACAAGAGGGGAAGCUCAGGUAUCAUCAAAUAGUAGUGAUCAUUCCCCAGGUAGAUGGUCAGAUACAGUUCAAAGCUUUCCAAGGGAAGAACACUUGAGCAUAUGAUGUCAAAUUUUUCCUUUUUUAUUUUUAGGUAGGUGGUUAAUAAUAGUUUGAUUUAAACCUAUGCUUUUGAUGCUGAUUUUUCUCCUUGAAUUUAUUGGUUAUUGAUUUUCCAAUGCAUCAUUCUAGGUGAUAGAAAACUCCUGCUGUAAACACCUUGAUUCUUAAUCUUCUUGUUCUUUGUGAGUA